Molecule: messenger RNA, 1848 nt
Organism: Hypanus sabinus (Atlantic stingray)
Lineage: Eukaryota; Metazoa; Chordata; Chondrichthyes; Myliobatiformes; Dasyatidae
Product: E3 ubiquitin-protein ligase TRIM8-like
Exons: 12
Coding region: 1-1650 (549 amino acids)
Molecular function (GO): zinc ion binding
Source: RefSeq, a predicted model, not a curated record
AUGGCUUCGACUUCAGCUGUUGGUAAUUUAAAAGAAGAAUUAAAUUGUUCAAUUUGCUGGAAUAUUUACACAGAACCAGUCUCACUAUCCUGUGGGCACAACUUCUGUCGUACUUGUAUUGAGAAUAACUGGGACAAGAAAAUCACUGGGCCAGGGUAUUCGUGCCCGGAGUGCCGCGCUGAGUAUGCUCAAAAACCCGUACUACAGAAAAAUCUGAAGCUAAGCAAUAUAAUAGAACGUUUUGAAGCCACCCAGGUGAAUGAAGAACCAUCUAAGAUCCUCUGUGAUUUCUGUUUGGAUAGCCCCUUCCCUGCAGUGAUGACGUGUACGAAUUGUGAAGCGUCUCUGUGCGAACAUCACUUGAGGAAGCAUUCUGAGAGAGCUGCUCAGAAAAAUCACUUACUGAUUGAGCCUGCAAGUUCACUGGAAGACAGGAAGUGUUCAGAUCAUGAGAAACUAAUUGAAUAUUACUGCUUAGAUGACCAGUGCUGUAUCUGUGUAACAUGCUAUGUUGCUGGAUCACACAAGAACCAUGACAUACGGAUUUUGAAAGAUGUAUGUAAUGAGAAAAAGUCCAGUCUUUCUGAAAAACUGGAGCAGCUGCACAGUUUCAGAAUAACUUUAGAACAAACUACAAAAGAUUUGCAAAGGACUGAAGUGAACUUAAAGAAAGACAGUGCUACUUUGAGAAAACAAAUUUCAGAUCUGUUCCAAGAAAUUAGAAUGCUAGUAACUAAGCAAGAAAAGCAAAUCUUGGACACAAUCAUAACAGAGAAAAACACCAACCUUUCAAAAGUCUUAAAGAAAAUACAAGAAUUACAAAUUAAAAGAGAAGUUGUUAUUCAACUUAUUCAGGGAGUACAAGACCUGAAAAAUCAGAAAGACCCACUAUUUUUUAUUAAGGACUUCAAAUCUACUCAUGAAAGGAUUUUGAGCAACAACAUUGAAGUAGAAACAAUAAAGGUAAUCUGGAAAAUGCUUGAGGAAACUACAAUAAUGACCAUUAAACAGGAAACUAAGCGAAUUUUUGAGAUGAUAAGCAAACUAAUUUUGGACCAUCGCACCCAGCCAGAUGGUGAAGUAACAGAAGAAAUGAAAGAUCAAAGCGGGGAAGAUAAUUUGUCAGAUUAUCUGAAACCCACAGCAAGUGAAGAUGUCCGAAGAUUACAGCAUACAUCUUCAUUUUGCAAAGAUAUGCCAGCCCCAUUACUACUGGAGAAGCCAGUUAAAUCGAACAUCAAAGUAACAUCCAGAGGAGAUCAGGAAGUAUUGUGGUCCCCUGAACUGCAACUGUCCACCUCCGAACAGGCCGCUGCAACACAUGUGGUGGAGGAAACGUUUCUCAGACCAUCUGCCAGGCUACGUUUCCAGGAUCUGCUGUUUUUAGCUCCAAAUGCUAUGUCACAGGAGGUAAUGGAGGAGACAUAUCAAUUUGAUGACUACUAUGAAGAGGAUUAUUUAACAGAACACAUGAUUAGUGAAGACAGUGAAUCCAAUGCCUCUAUUCCAGAGAACUUAAUGUAUUAUACAGAGAUUGAAGAGGAAGGUGGUGAAACGCCUUACGUGAUGGAAGGCUCACAGCAUGACGAGUACAUGAACGUUUUGUAUAUGAGAAAACGAAGAGACAAAGUUACUACAAAAUCUAUAUAGUAAAGAUAAAACCAACCAUGAAAAGCAGGAAAGAGAACUAUUUCCUCCAAGUGAACCAAAUUCAGCUGUAUACUUCCUCACAGCGCAGAAAGACAAUUAUUUUGCACAUGGAUUGGUACUCCAGAAUUAAUUUUCAUCUGUCGUUAAUGUUCUGGAAACCACUUCAACUAUACAUAUUUUACCAAAUGCUUCCAACCA